UGGCAGGUAACGAGCGGCGGCGGCGGCGGCGGCGGCGGCGGUGGCGGUGGUGGUGGUGGUGGUGGGUCCCGAGUCCAGCGAGAGCAGCAGCGAUUUUCUAUUUUGUACAUACGUUAUUUUGUAUAUACUGUAUAUGAUGACUUCGGUGAGCAGUGACCGGUCCAGAGGCGCUCGGGAAAAACCACAGAUUUCAGCAACACAGGCAACACAACUACAGAAACAAGUGGUACAGGCAACAGCUGAACAGAUGCGUCUUGCUCAAGUGAUCUUUGAUAAAAAUGAUUCAGAGUUUGAAGCUAAAGUUAAACAGCUUAUGGAGGUGACAGGAAAAAAUCAGGAUGAAUGCAUAGUGGCUCUCCAUGACUGUAAUGGAGAUGUCAACAAAGCUAUCAACGUAUUGCUGGAGGGGAAUUCAGACACUACUUCAUGGGAGACUGUAGGAGGGAAGAAGAAGAAUUUUGGAAAGGAAAGUUCAGAAAACAAAGAGAAUAGAGAGAAGAGAAGUGAGAGAGAAGUGAGCCGUGGACGUGGAAACAACAACCGGAAAGUAAGAGGUGGCAAUCGUGGGAGAGAGUUUAGAGGUGAAGAGAACGGAAUUGAUUGCAAUCAAGGGGACAAGCCUUCCGAUCGAGGCAAGCGAACUCGUGGUAGAGGAUUUGGGCGUGGCAGAGGGAGAGGGGCAGGAAGAUUCUCAACCCAAGGCAUGGGGACAUUUAAUCCUGCGGACUAUUCAGAUUCUCCAUCUAUAGAUGGGUGUGGGACAAAACCAGUAGUUUGGGAAGCUGCUCAGAAUGGUGCAGAUGAGGGAACUGGGGCCUGGAAGAAUUCUGUGGAAGAGUGGACAGCGGAAGACUGGACGGAAGAUCUUUCUGAAACAAAGGUCUUCACUUCCUCAUCUGUUCCAGCAGAGAAUCAUGUCACACCUGGGCAAAGUGUUGAUCUGGUAGCCUUGCUCCAGAAGCCUGUUCCUCCCAGUCAAGCCCCAGAAGUCAACUCCUUUGAAAUUUCUCAACAACAGAGCUUUGGCCAAGCCCUUGUCUUCACGAACUCUCAGCACAACAAUCAGAUGGCACCAGGGACUGGCAGCUCUGAUGCUGUCAACUCCUAUCCGCCUCAGAGUUUGUCAUCAGUCCUUGGUUCAGGAUUUGGAGAGCUUGCCCCUUCAAAAAUGACGAACAUCACCAGCUCCCAGAUUUUGGACCAUUUGAAAGCUCCGAGUUUGGGCCAGUUUACCACCACCUCAAGUUCACAGCAAAAUAGUACGAGUUCUCCCACAACCACUUCUUCUUGGGACCUCAAGCCUCCAGCCUCCCAGUCCUCAGUCCUUAGUCAUUUUGACUUCAAAUCUCAGCCUGAACCAUCCCCUGUUCUUAGCCAAUUGAGCCAACGACAGCAGCACCAGACUCAGGCCGUCACUGUUCCUCCUCCUGGCUUGGAGUCCUUUCCUUCCCAGGUGAAGCUCCGAGAGACAGCACCCAGAGACAGCAGUACCUCCACUGUGAACAAACUUUUGCAGCUUCCCAGCAUGACUGUCGAAAACAUCGCUGUGUCUGCCCACCAACCACAGCCCAAACACAUCAAACUCCCUAAGUCUCGGCGAAUACCUCCAGCUUCUAAGAUCCCAGCUUCUGCAGUGGAAAUGCCUGGAUCAACAGAUGUCACAGGAUUAAAUGUCCAGUUUGGCGCCUUGGAAUUUGGAUCAGAACCUUCUCUCUCUGAAUUUGGAUCAGCUGCAAGCAGUGAAAAUAGUAGCCAGAUUCCCAUUAGCUUGUAUUCAAAAUCUUUAAGUGAUUCUUUGAAUACCUCCCUACCAAUGACCAGUGCAGUACAGAACUCCACCUACACAACUUCCGUCAUUACCUCGUCCAGUCUGACCAGCUCCUCUUUGAGCUCCACUAGUCCAGUAACCACGUCUUCCUCCUACGACCAGAGUUCUGUGCAUAACAGGAUCGCAUACCAAAGCUCUGUGAGUCCGUCGGAGUCAGCUCCAGGAACCAUCACGAAUGGACAUGGUGGUAGUCGAAGUCAGCAGACAGUAGACACUACUUCAUCCGUUCCAGCUCCAAAGACAACAGACCCUCCUUCUGCCCUCCCAUCUGUGGCCUCCUUGCCCAGCACCACCUCCUGCGCUCCGCUUCUGCCCCCUGCAUCCCAGCACACUGCCACUCUGCCCUCCCUCUCCCAGCCUGGGGACCUGUCCAGCAGUCCCCUCUCUCAGCUCAGCAGCUCCCUCUCCAGCCACCAGAGCAGCCUCGCCUCCACGCACAUGCCGCUCUCCGCCAGCACAUCCCACACACACGCCAGCGUGGACAGCGCCCCUUCCCUACAGCCCUCGGCCACCUUCUCAACGGCAGCAACUUCCGCCUCGAGCGCCGUGUCCUCAGGGCUCAGCUUGCCGAGCGGCAUGAACACGGUCAACAGCCUGUGCCUGGGCAGUGCCCCUGGGAGUGCCCCCAGCAGCAGCGCCAGGGCUGCGCCUUUGAUGACCUCAGGCAAAGCGCCCCCUAACCUGCCUCAGGGGGUGCCUCCCCUGCUGCACAACCAGUACCUCGUGGGCCCCGGAGGACUGCUUCCUGCCUACCCGAUUUACGGCUAUGACGAGCUCCAGAUGCUGCAGUCACGGCUGCCAAUGGAUUACUAUGGGAUCCCUUUCGCUACACCCCCAGCCCUCGCCAAUCGAGAUGGGAGCCUCACUAAUAACCCGUAUUCAGGUGAUGUCACCAAGUUUGGCCGAGGUGACUCUGCGUCCCCUGCACCCCCCACCACCCUGGCUCAGCCACAGCAGAGCCAGUCCCAGGCCCACCACACAGCUCAGCAGCCCUUUCUGAGUCCCGCCCUGCCGCCUGGCUACAGCUACACUGGCCUCCCCUACUACACAGGCGUGCCCAGUGCCUUCCAGUAUGGGCCCACCAUGUUUGUCCCUCCGGCUUCAGCUAAGCAGCAUGGUGUGAGCCUCAGCACCCCCAGCACCCCUUUCCAGCAGGCCAGCGGUUACGGCCAGCACAGCUACGGCACAGGUUAUGACGACCUGACCCCCGGCACUGCAGCCGGAGACUACAGCAAGGGUGGCUAUGGUGGAUCAUCACAGACACAGAACAAGGCUGCAGGCUCUGGGCCUGGCAAAGGAGUGUCGGCGACUUCGAGCACCUCUGGCCUUCCUGAUAUGACUGGGUCUGUCUACAACAAGACUCAGACAUUUGACAAGCAGGGAUUUCACGCAGGGACUCCACCCCCAUUCAGCCUGCCCUCGGCCUUGGGCUCCACCGGGCCCCUGGCCCCCGGAGCAGCGCCCGGGUACGCGCCCCCGCCGUUCCUGCACAUCCUGCCCGCACACCAGCAGCCUCCCUCGCAGCUGCUGCACCACCACCUCCCGCAGGAUGCUCAGAGCGGCUCCGGUCAGCGCAACCAGCCUAGCUCACUGCAGCCCAAGUCACAAGCCUCCAAACCUGCCUACGGCAACUCUCCAUACUGGACAAACUGAACCCUGAAGCGGGGCAGGCUUCCCCUGGGCAGGAGAAAACACAUGGAGCCCAUUUCUCUGGGAGCCCGGUGCCCUUUCCUAGAAUUCCUGAGACAUGUAACUGUGUCAGCCGAGCCUCUCUGGGGGAGCCUGCCUCCCAGACUUGCUAUUGUAUGUAAUGUAUUUAUGUACGUAUUUGUAAAUGUGAUACAAGUCUUAGGGGAGUGGGGAGCAGCUGCUACUCUCCCCACUGAAGCCCCUUCUUGCUGUAGCAAAAGCAGCGCCCCCUCCCCUCUGCCUCAGGCCUCCUCCAUAGCCCCCUGCACGGGCAGUGUCUGGAGGGGCUGGCUUAGGGCAGUUCGGGUACUAGGGUCAGGCACCAAUGAAGAAUCACGAUUUAUAUCGCUCCCUUGUAAACCAUUAUUUGAGUUUUUGUCCCUGUGUAAUUACUUUCUCCCUCACUUUUUGAGAAACUGGUCCUUUUGUCAUUUGUCAUGUUCCCCUCCAUCCAAAUCUUGAUCUGGGAAUAGCAGAGAUAUACCCCCCACCCAACAUGAAAGUGGCACCUAUUUGUCUCCAUAGAGAGCAGGGGUGGCUGACCAUUCUUAAUUCUGAAUUUGCGCUCAGAUAUUCAGCCAGUCAGCUCCCCCCUUUAAAAAAAAAUCAGAUAUGCUUUCAUUUUGGUGAGAGCACAUCUUCAGCAAAGGCUCCUCUAUUCCAGUUGUCCUGAACCAGGAGGGUGACUAUUCUGGAGGUUUUCUCUUUUGCCCAAACUCCACCUAAUAAAGUUCUGAGAGCAUG
Messenger RNA from Capra hircus (goat), 4261 nucleotides. It is a transcript of the gene UBAP2, whose product is annotated as ubiquitin associated protein 2. The transcript is spliced from 28 exons. Gene Ontology annotation, cellular component: nucleus; cytoplasm. Bases 134 to 3481 code for a protein of 1115 amino acids. Lineage: Eukaryota; Metazoa; Chordata; Mammalia; Artiodactyla; Bovidae. The record is from RefSeq and is a predicted model, not a curated record. Gene Ontology annotation, molecular function: protein binding.